Molecule: messenger RNA, 3696 nt
Organism: Ostrinia furnacalis (Asian corn borer)
Lineage: Eukaryota; Metazoa; Arthropoda; Insecta; Lepidoptera; Crambidae
Gene: DCX-EMAP
Product: Doublecortin-domain-containing echinoderm-microtubule-associated protein
Exons: 19
Coding region: 56-3064 (1002 amino acids)
Biological process (GO): intracellular signal transduction; microtubule cytoskeleton organization
Cellular component (GO): mitotic spindle
Molecular function (GO): microtubule binding
Source: RefSeq, a predicted model, not a curated record
AAUACUGAGAGGCGAGUGAGGCGCGCGGCGUUUAGUCGGCAGGCGGCAGCCGCAGAUGAUGUCGCGUCGUCCGCAAGCCAGGCCGCGGCUACAUUCGCGCGUCCGUCCGCAGGCCGCGCCCGAGCCGUCGCCGGCGCCCGAGCCCGCCGCGCCGGACCCUGACCCUCAUCCGCCCUCCGAUGAGGAGCGCGAGCUCCGAGAACCCGGCGACUGGAGGCCUUCCCGGCCCGCGUCGCCGCCGCAGCGCCCCGACGACGUCUCCGAAGGCUCCGAAGCCACCACCCGCCCCACCAGAGCUGAACCGGCCAGCCGCUACGCCAACCUCAACUACUGGAAGGCCAGGCGCGUUACCUUCUACCGGAAUGGCGACCCGUUCCACCCCGGCGUGGAGUUCCGCUUUAAGCCCGGCCGCGACCUCGCCUCCAUGGAGGUGCUGCUGGACCGGCUCUCCGAGAGGCUGGAGCUGCCGAGAGGGGCCAGAUUCAUCUUCGGCAUGGACGGAGAUCGAAAGUACAGGCUUGAGGAACUCGAAGACGGAGCAUCCUACGUUGUCUCCUCCUACAAAACUUUCAAGGCAGCCAGCUACGGCAAGAAGAACGGCAUGUGGUACGGUGGCACCACAACGGCCGCGGCGCCGGGCUGGUCCCGCGCCGGUACAAGGAAACAAUCGGUGGCGGAGUCCGACGCUCCGCCCCCGGGCGGCGGUAAACCAGCCAGCGGGCGCGUGAUCCGCAUCAUCAAUAACAUGGACCAUUCUAUACAGUGUCGCGUUUUACUAAACCUCCGCACAACACAGCCAUUCGAAGAAGUACUGGAAGACUUGGGUCAAGUUCUCAAAAUGAGUGGAGCUAAAAGGAUGUACACAAUCACAGGACAAGAGGUCAGAAGUUUCUCACAGCUACGAAACGAAUUCGCUGAUGUAGAAACGUUUUACUUGGGCUCACUGAUCGUUGCGCCCGCGCUUAGCCCUGGCGUAAGCGCCCCGCUACCAGUCGAGUCUCCUAUUAGAAGGUCCCGAUCAAGAGGCAACGUAGCCGCCGCGCCGGCAGCGUCAGAAGACUUGCGCGGGCGCCGAGCGCGCAGCAAAAGCCGCCCGCGGGUGCUGUACGCGCCCGAAGGCGAAAUUGUUCGCAAUUCAGACUACACACUGCUAGAAGUGCUAAAGGAGGAGCCCAUCAGGGUAACGAUCCGUGGACUCCGGCGCACCUUCUACCCGCCCAUCCACCACGCACCCAUAGACAACUCACCCCCUGAGAAGAAGAUGCAGCUGGACUGGGUUUACGGCUACCGAGGCGCCGACAGCCGGCGCAACCUAUGGGUGCUACCUACUGGCGAGCUGCUCUACUAUGUCGCAGCGGUUGCCGUUAUGUAUGACCGCGACGAAGAGUCUCAACGGCACUACAUUGGACACACAGAAGAUAUACAAUGUAUGGAACUGCACCCCUCCCGCGAGUUAGUCGCGAGCGGGCAACGCGCAGGGCGCGGGCGUCGUGCGCAAGCGCACGUGCGCAUCUGGAGUACUGACACGCUGCAGACGCUGCACGUGUUCGGCAUGGCUGAGUUUGAAGCUGGCGUGGCGGCCGUGGCGUUCUCGCAGCUGAAUGGCGGAAGCUACGUACUGGCCGUGGAUGCUGGUCGCGAGAGUAUACUCUCAGUAUGGCAGUGGCAAUGGGGACACUUGCUGGGAAAAGUGGCGACACUUCAAGAGGAACUGACUGGGGCAGCCUUCCACCCGCUCGACGACAACCUGCUCAUCACUCACGGAAAAGGACACUUGGCUUUCUGGAACCGCAGAAAAGACGGCUUCUUCGAGAGGACGGAUAUUAUUAAACAGCCAUCGCGCACGCACGUCACCGCGCUGCAGUUCGAACAAGAUGGCGACGUGGUGACAGCUGACAGCGAUGGCUUCAUCACUAUUUACAGCGUGGACAGCGACGGAGCCUACUUCGUUAGGAUGGAGUUUGAGGCUCACAUAAAAGGAAUCAGUUCACUGGUCAUGCUAUCAGAAGGAACCUUGAUAUCAGGGGGAGAAAAAGACAGAAAGAUCGCAGCAUGGGACUCGUUACAAAAUUACAAGAGGAUAACAGAGACAAAGCUACCAGAAUCAGCUGGUGGAGUAAGGAGUAUCUACCCACAGAGACCUGGCAGGAACGAUGGAAACUUGUACGUUGGGACUACGCGAAAUAACAUCAUGGAGGGAUCUCUACAAAGACGGUUUAACCAGAUUUUAUUCGGACAUCACAAGCAGUUAAUGGGACUGGCUGUUCAUCCCGAUGACGAAAUGUUCGCUACUGCUGGACAUGACAAAAAUAUUGCGCUCUGGAAGGGACACAAAUUGGUGUUUGCUUCACAAGUUGGCUACGAAUGCGUGUCCCUAGCGUGGCACCCCGGUGGCGGCGCCUUAGCAGCUGGCAGCACGGAAGGCCACCUGGUGGUCCUUAACGCAGACGCCGGGGCUCACGUGGCCACGCUAAGGGUCUGUGGCUCGCCGCUCAACUGCUUACAGUAUAACUCAGCUGGAGACACCAUGGCCAUCGGCUCGCAAAACGGUAGCAUCUACCUAUUCCGAGUGUCCCGCGAUGGGUUUUCUUACAAGAAGUCGAACAAGAUUCGAGGCGCCCAACCGCUGAUGCAGCUGGAUUGGAGCCUCGAUGGCAACUACUUGCAGACAGUCACUGCGGACUACGAUCUUGCUUUCUGGGAUAUAAAAUCAUUAUCGCCAGAAAAGAGUCCGAUUGCUAUGAAAGAUGUAAAGUGGUCUACAUUCAAUUCUACUGUGGGCUUCCUUGUAUCAGGAAUGUGGAACAACCGAUUCUAUCCGAUGACGACUUUAAUUUCAACGGCCAGUCGAUCAGCUGCACAUGACCUACUUGCUAGCGGAGAUACUGACGGAUACUUACGACUGUUCAGAUACCCAUGCGCCAGUCCGAAGGCCGAAUACAACGAGACAAAGGUAUACUCCGGCGCCGUGUACUGCGCCCGAUUCCUGUUCAACGACCGGUGCAUGGUCAGCGCCGGAGGCACCGACGCGGCGCUGAUGCUGUGGGAGCUGGUGGACGACUAGCGGGGCGGGCCGGGGCGCGUGCCACCCCCCGCCGUCGUGCUCGCUCCCCCCACGCCCUCCCCACCCCCCCGCCAUCACCCCACCUUCCACGUACUCGACUUCGACGAACUCGACUGAACGGCGGGAAGAGGUACCAACCUCUUUUUCAAUUAAAGCCAGGGUGACCCCUGUUCUUGAGAUUCGAGCCUCGAGGCGCGAUGAGAAUCUUCCCGAAACUGACUGUUUUUUCCUUCGACCAUCGUUUCAAAUGAAAUAGACCAAAAUAUCACGGACUUUACAACCGGCCGGAUUGUGGAAAUGUUAUGUCAAUUAAUUUUGUUCUAGAUUGCUAUGAGUAUUUUUUGCAUUCAUUCACCACACCAGUUAACAAGUAAACUUAAUUUUGCAAGACCUUCAAUACAAUCAGUGUUUUUAUAUGAGUAAAAAAUAUUCAUAUGUGAAAAUAAUUACAAUGGCAACACUUCACUUGACAGAUAAAACAAAGUUUGUCUGUAUCAAAACCGGUCCGAAAUACACUGUCACGCUUAUGCAAAAACAUAGAAUUAUUUAAAUAAAUACAAAAUUUACAUUAAACCUAGUUACCCACAUAACAAUGAGUAUUAAUUUAAAUAGCUUACAUUUCCACAUCUUGA